CUUGCUCACUUUUCUCCGGCCAAUUUUGCAGAAGACAGCUUUUGAAGAUCAAGGAGUGAUGAAUCGGCCAAAGGUUCAGCGUCGUGUUGGAAAGUAUGAGGUUGGAAAAACGCUUGGACAAGGCACUUUUGCCAAAGUUCGGUGUGCUGUUAAUACUGAGACUGGAGAACGUGUGGCUCUCAAAAUCCUUGAUAAGGAGAAGGUUCUCAAGCAUAAGAUGGCUGAACAGAUAAGGAGAGAAAUUUGUACUAUGAAGCUAAUAAACCAUCCAAAUGUAGUGCGGCUGUAUGAGGUUUUGGCGAGCAAGACUAAGAUAUAUAUUGUCCUAGAGUUCGGUACUGGUGGAGAGCUUUUUGACAAAAUUGUACACGAUGGGCGCUUGAAAGAAGAGAACGCACGGAAAUAUUUUCAGCAGCUUAUCAAUGCAGUUGAUUACUGCCAUAGCAGGGGAGUGUACCACCGGGACUUAAAGCCGGAAAACUUGCUUCUAGAUGCUCAAGGAAAUCUGAAAGUCUCUGAUUUUGGAUUGAGUGCGUUGUCCCGACAAGUCAGGGGUGAUGGUCUUCUUCACACUGCAUGCGGAACUCCAAACUAUGCUGCUCCUGAGGUUCUUAAUGAUCAAGGUUAUGACGGGGCAACCGCAGACUUGUGGUCCUGUGGAGUGAUACUGUUUGUACUACUUGCUGGCUACUUGCCUUUCGAGGAUUCUAAUCUCAUGACGCUGUAUAAAAAGAUAAUAGCUGGUGAAUUUUAUUGUCCUCCUUGGCUCUCUCCUGGUGCUAAGAACUUGAUUGUGCGAAUCUUGGAUCCAAACCCUAUGACUCGUAUCACAAUUCCUGAGGUUCUGGAAGAUGCGUGGUUCAAGAAAAAUUACAAGCCAGCUGUUUUCGAGGAGAAGGAAGAAGCCAACUUGGAUGAUGUGGACGCUGUUUUUAAAGAUUCAGAAGAGCAUCAUGUCACAGAAAAGAAAGAGGAGCAACCAACUUCGAUGAAUGCCUUUGAGUUGAUAUCAAUGUCGAGAGCUCUGGAUCUCGGGAAUUUGUUUGAAGAGGAAGAGGGAUUCAAGCGAGAAACGAGAUUUGCAGCUAAAGGCGCAGCUAAUGAUUUAGUCCAGAAGAUUGAAGAAGCUUCUAAGCCGCUUGGUUUUGAUAUUCAAAAGAAAAACUAUAAGAUGAGACUUGAAAACGUGACUGCUGGAAGGAAGGGAAACCUAAAAGUUGCAACUGAGAUAUUUCAAGUAUCACCGUCUCUUCAUAUGAUCGAAGUCCGGAAAACUAAAGGGGAUACAUUAGAAUUCCAUAAGUUCUACAAGAAGCUCUCGACCUCACUUAACGAUGUGAAUUCGAAAUAUUGUGUGAACCUUGGAGCUAUGGCUUCCUUAUCGACGAUAACUCAACCGUCUUUAGUCCACAUUCCCGGCGAAUCCGUCCUCCAUCACGUACCAAGCACGUGCUCUUUCCCGUGGAAGCCAACAAUCAACACGAAGCGGAUUAUCUGUUCCCCUGCUAGGAAUUCCAGUGAGGUAUCGGCAGAAGCAGAAACCGAAGGCGGAUCUAGCACCGCCGUGGAUGAAGCACCGAAAGAAUCUCCGUCUUUAAUAUCCGCUCUCAACGUCGAACGCGCUCUUCGUGGCCUUCCAAUUACAGAUGUUGAUCACUAUGGACGGCUUGGGAUUUCCAGAAAUUGUUCUUAUGAUCAGGUUAGAAUUGGUUACCAAGAUAGAGUUAAGGAGCUAAAGGAACAAGGCCUAGACGAAGAACAACUCAAGAACAAGAUGGAUCUUCUCAAAGAGUCAUAUACGAUAUUGUCGACCGUGGAAGAGAGAAGAAUGUACGAUUGGAGUCUAGCCAGAAGCGAAAAAGCAGAGCGGUACGUGUGGCCAUUUGAGGUUGACAUCAUGGAACCAUCCAGGGAAGAGCCGCCUCCUCAGGAACCGGAAGAUGUCGGACCAACGAGGCUUUUGGGAUACUUCAUUGGGGCAUGGCUUGUCCUUGGUGUUGCUCUUUCUGUUGCAUUCAAUCGUUAGCCAAAUUUCAUUUCUUUAUACUCUUCUUUCGUAUCUUCUUCCUCACUUCAAAUCCGAUGUAUAUUUACCCGAUUAGAUAUCUACGUGUAAUAUAUCUGAUGAUCUUCAAGCUACAACAAUGUAAUGUAUCUCAUAUUCUCAUGUAUGUUGGGUAAUUUAUGUUUCCCCUUAAAUUUGUGGUAAAGGGGAUUAAGAAUAAUGAGUUCAUUAUGCG
Arabidopsis arenosa is the source of this 2240-nucleotide messenger RNA. The record is from the annotation of a GenBank genome assembly. Lineage: Eukaryota; Viridiplantae; Streptophyta; Magnoliopsida; Brassicales; Brassicaceae.